CUCUCAAUCUGAGUCUCUAGCGGGCGACUAACCUCCACCGGAGUAAAUAGAUUGAGGCCUUAACAAACAAAACCUCCACUACCGGAGUAAAUCCGGUACAGAGUAGUGAGUUGGCUCCUCGACUAAAGUCACCAACUCCCUACCUUCAAUCAAGGAUGCUCUAUCAACCUAGGCAGAUAUUCUCAUUCUAGGUUAAAGCAGAAACAACAGGAAUUUGAUCAGGAUUCAAGUCAUUCAAUCAUUCAAACCUCAAUCGAAUAUAAUCAAAUCAUAGAAUCAGUACUUGGGUUCAUACAAUCAAAGCCUAACAUACAAAUCUAGGGUUCUCCAUACCCAGAUGAAUGGGAGAACUACUCCAUGGAGAAAGAAGCAAAAGCAGAAUCAGACGCGGAAUUCAUACUGUAAAGGAUGGAUUCCUGCUCUUGGACGUUGAUCGGCACUUCUCCACGCUCAAACUGGCCUCCAAUGGUGUUGAAGAUCAAGUUAGGGCACUUGGAGACUCUUGUUCGUCGCUUUCUCUCUCUAGGAAUCGUUCUGUCUCUCUAAAACUCGAAUCCCCUUGACUUGUGGCUGAAAAUCUGCUUAAAAGCAGAAUAUCCCGACUCACACGGGCAGGCCGCACGGCCGUGUGGCUCACUCAAUUGCCCGUGCGGCUCCAAACGCAGCGUAUUGAUUAGUUGAAUUCCAGGCUUCUUACACGGCCAGGGUCGCACGGCCGUGCAGCUCACCUUGCACGGCCGUGCAGCUCACCUUGCACCGCCGUGCAGCUCACCUUGCACGGCCGUGCAGCUCACCUUGCACGGCCGUGUUGAUUUUCUGCUCUGCCCGUGUUUGCUCUCGCACAAUCCCACACGGCCAAACUGGCCACUUGGACGGCCGUGUGGGUUGUGGGUGUGCCCGUGCGACUUCCUUUGUGACUUGCCUCACGCCCGAUCUUCGCCCAAUCGACCCCGAACUCGCUCCUAAACCUUCAUUCACUUGCCAGGACCUGAAAUAUCACAAACAAGCACAACCUAGCGUGAAAUCGGUCUAAAACACGAGAAACCACAUCUCAAACGGUGUAAGAACAGGGGUGAAAACAUGUGUAAUUAACGGUCUAUCAGUCAAUCACUUGAUCGGUAGCGCUUCACCGGCGGAGAUCGACGAAGAAAAUGACGGGUGCAGAUCGAGGAAGCAGCGCCAGCCAAGGCAGUUGCGCAGUGUGAUGCCAAGUGGCGUGGAGAAAUAGCGUUGUUGAACGAGACAAGUAAAAAGAGCGUGCGACAGAGAGGCGCGUCCAGGGAGGGCGAUGAGGAGUCGACGAUAGUGAUCUUGGCCAAUCCGUUGAUCGGAACCUCCUCGCUAGUUGACUUCGGUAAGGCAGACCCGACGGCCGAUUUCGUUAGCAAACCGCCAUAGUUUCGGGAGGUUGUAGUAGCCAUGGACGUCAACGUGGAAGCUGCCUCCAACCAGCUAGAAGCCAGCCCUGGGGGACAAAUCCAUCUUUCCUCGACGACUCUAGCGUGGUCGGCGGCCGUACCCGUCAAUCCAAGCUGUAGGAGAGCAAAGUACAAGGCGACGAAGGUUACGUUUCCUUUGAAAGUUGGAGCAGUGAUCGGAAAGGUAAGAAGUGUGGGUUUAACUAAGAAUGUUGCAUCAUGGAAGUUCAAGAAGAAGACAGGGUUGCUGAAGAUCGGAGCAUCUCCAGUGAGGGAGAAAAAGAGGGAAGCCCCAAUAGCGAGAAAGAUGGGGACGGUGGCUAGCGACGACGGGAUUGGCCGCCGAUAUCGAGGAGGAAGAAGAAGAAGGGAGGUGGAGGCAGCGUUGACAUUUCUCUAGCGAAUCCUAGGCGAUUGGCUUUGAGUUUACGGGACAACGAACAGAAACGGCAGCAAUUCGCUGAAUUGGGCUGGAGGAAUUGGGCCGACGGGCCAAGAAAAAUGGAGAUGGGCUGGAUUGAUCGGCGAGUGAAUCUUGGGCAGGAGUAGAGCAAGCUCGGUCAUGAAGAAGACCGUGUUGGGCUUUUCCGGGGUAUUUCGGGCCAGCAGUGUGAGCUGAAGAAGAAGGCCUCUGCUGCGGUCGAGAGGAAGAGGGAGUCCAAGAUACCUGCAAGUGGCGGGUGGAAUAGUGCCAUUCCCUCAUCGAUGUCUACGAUAGUAAACAAGGAAGAUCACUCUGUACAAAAUGGGGUUUCCAAAUUUGGAAGCGAAGGAGGCAAAAUGAGGGGUACGAGAAGAAGCGUAGGAUGAAUAAUGUAAAGUGGGUGUUUCCUUGCAAAGUCAUAAGAAAAAAAGAGGGGCAGCAGGAAGCUUAUGUGGAGCUAGGCUCCAUUUUUUGGCAUGUGUAGGGAGAAGGUGGAAGGAGGUGAUUGAUGGAAGAAGUUGCAUACGUGGAGAAGAAAAAUGGUGUCUGUCCCCAUGCAAGAAUGGAUUGCGCCAAGAGCCGGGACUGGUUAUGAGGAUCCGCUCCUUACGUCGACAAUUCCAAUGCUUGUUGUCGCCUCUCUUGUGUGGUCAUGUACUCGCAUGCAUGGGACGUGGCCUAGAAUAAGAUGGGGACAUUCAG
This is a messenger RNA of Linum trigynum, 2544 nucleotides long. The record is from the annotation of a GenBank genome assembly. NCBI's taxonomy places the organism in Eukaryota, Viridiplantae, Streptophyta, Magnoliopsida, Malpighiales, Linaceae.